Andrographis paniculata is the source of this 1336-nucleotide messenger RNA. RefSeq lists its product as uncharacterized. NCBI's taxonomy places the organism in Eukaryota, Viridiplantae, Streptophyta, Magnoliopsida, Lamiales, Acanthaceae. The record is from RefSeq and is a predicted model, not a curated record. The transcript is spliced from 6 exons. Bases 332 to 943 code for a protein of 203 amino acids.
UUAAAUAUUCCUAUUUAUUUUGAUAAUUUUGUAAAAAAAAUCUGUAAAUAAUGUAAAUAAAACAGAGAAUCGAAACUAACGCAUCCUUAACCAUGACAAUGGACCGGCGUCAUAGUUCGGUUCAAACAAUGGGCUUUUACUCUGUUCCAUUCAUUCUUAUAUUUCACAAUAGCGAUAGUCGGUUCUUCUGGAAGUCUUCCGUCGGGCACGCCUUUCGCUCCUCCGAUCACUACAACGGAUGGAAUGCCCUCGGCGCUCCUGAAUUCUCUGCCUCCCAUCAGAAGAAAUCUGAUUCAUCGAGGAAUAAAAGGAGCUUUGUAUUGGAGGAGUAAUGUAUAGAGGCAUACCGCGUCUGAGGGCUUCGGGCUCUUCCCUUGCUAACUUUCUGACGGCUGCGCAGUUGAAGAGAAAAGCCUCCAAUUCGCUGUCUGCUGUUCAGGACACUUUCUAUUCCACUAAGGAUAUAUUUGAGAGGCAUAGAGUGGUGUUUACUAUUUCCACUUCUAUUGCAUCAGUUGCCACAGCAUGGGCUGGUUAUUCUAUACGCCAUUAUCACGAAUCAAGGGUUGACCAAAGACUUGAAGCAAUUGAAAAAGCUGUACUAAAUUGUUCAGCUUUGGAUAACAAGGUACUAAAUUGUUCAGCUUUGGAUAACAAGGUACUAAAUUGUUCUGGGAAGCGACAUUUCAUAAUGAAAAGCAGCUAUCAGAUACAAGAUCCUGAGCUUAAAAGGCUUGUUUCUGGGACAGUUAGUUUUCCAGCAUUUCUUGCGACUGCUGGAACUAGCUUGAUUAUUGGGUUGGCGAGGCGGGGCUUGGUACACCAACCGGAAGUUGAGAAGGGAACAGUUGAAAUUGUUGGGGCAAAUAAAACCAAGGAGAUGGCCUCUCAAGUUCUUGAGAAGGCCAUUGAUGAAGCUUCGACAGCAAGAACCUUCCAGUAACAUCUCUGAACCAUUACCCAAGGAUGCGUCCGCUGCAACUACAAUUUGAUUGAUCGUGCUUAUUUAUUAUGACAAGUCGGCAUCCUUGAGUAGUCUUUUGACAGUCCAGUGGAAGCAUCGCUCUGCAGCAAGAAAUAUGCAUCUAUAUGCUUUCAGGUAAUGCAUUCCAUUGUUACAUUAAUUAGUGAUUGCUUCAAUUAUUAAGAAGAGGAUCGAAUUUGGAUCCAUUGCUUGAUCCAGUUGGGUUGUGAAGUUUCUGCUAAAUAGGAAUGAUUUUGUUUUUAUGAUUAAAUUACAGUAUGUGAAACAAAAUGAUCAUGCUGAUAAAUAAAUUUACUCUUGAUAUAGUAAAGUUAUAAUAUGUCAUUGGAGACAAUAUUUGUUGACUGAUUA